Messenger RNA from Danaus plexippus (monarch butterfly), 1763 nucleotides. RefSeq names its product gonadotropin-releasing hormone receptor (gene NGR-A21). The coding region runs from base 209 to 1492 and encodes 427 amino acids. The transcript is spliced from 6 exons. Gene Ontology annotation, molecular function: corazonin receptor activity. NCBI's taxonomy places the organism in Eukaryota, Metazoa, Arthropoda, Insecta, Lepidoptera, Nymphalidae. The record is from RefSeq and is a predicted model, not a curated record. Gene Ontology annotation, cellular component: membrane. Gene Ontology annotation, biological process: neuropeptide signaling pathway.
ACAGGAAACCGCAGAUUAUUGCUCGUAAAAAUAAAUAUUUACCAUAAAUUAUGUAGCUAGUAAUUUAAAGUUAAAAACAUCAUCACUUUCAAACCGAAGAUAGCUGGCAAUUAUCCAAGUGAACAGGAGAAAUAUCAAAUCAAAUGUUAAACUGCAAGACUACAGGAUACAUCACAAAACGUUCCAUAUCAACGACGCCGGGGAUAACAUGGGGAGUGUAAGCAACAAUAUCGCAUUAUAUGAUGAAAUACUUUAUACGAGUGAAAUCAAACUUCAAAGAAAAUCCAGAGAUAUAAUGAUUAAUACGUGGGCCAUAGAGAAAUGUUUAGAAGAACAUGUAAUAAAUGAUACCUUAGGAAGUGACAUAGAUCAUGUUUAUACUUAUAAUGGAACCCAAGUAACAUGUUUAGAACACGCCCCAAUUUUAACUAAAAGCACCGUGAUAAGAGCGAGUGUACUUUCGGUGAUAGCAAUUUUAUCUUUCAUUGGUAAUUUUGCAACUAUGAUAAGUGUUCAGAGAGGAAAACGAGGUCGACGACGUACAAGACCAUCAUGGACAGCGAUAUACAGCCUAAUAUUCCAACUCAGCAUAGCAGAUUUGCUGGUGACCAUAUUUUGCAUAGCAGGAGAAGCUGCUUGGUCUUUCACGGUUCAAUGGUUAGCUGGAAAUGCCAUGUGUAAAAUAUUCAAGUUCUUACAAAUGUUUUCUUUGUACUUGAGCACAUUUAUCCUCGUACUAAUCGGGGUAGACAGAUGGCUAGCAGUCAAAUAUCCUAUGAAGAGUAUGGCAACAGCUUCACGGAGCGUAAGAUUGGUGAUAAUUGCAUGGAUACUCAGUUUCGUUUUAAGUAUACCUCAGGUGGUGGUUUUCCGUGUGGCAAAAGGACCAUUUCUUGAAGAUUUUUACCAAUGUGUUACUCAUGGCUUUUACACGGAAAGAUGGCAAGAGCAAACAUAUACCACACUAUCUCUGGUAUUCAUGUUCAUUCUUCCGCUAAUCAUCUUAACAGCAACAUAUGUUUCAACUGUUCGAACUAUAGCGAAGAGUGAAAAGGUGUUUCAGCCAGAGGUGAAACAAGAAAAUUAUCUAACCCCAGAUAUGAAUCGUCGUCGACUUAUAGACCGGGCUAAAAUGAAAUCUUUAAGAAUGUCUGUUGUGAUCGUCACGGCUUUUAUAAUUUGGUGGACACCAUAUUAUGUUAUGAUGGUCAUAUUUACAUUCCUUAAUCCUGAUAGAAAUCUGAGUGAGGAUCUACUAUCGGGAAUUUUCUUUUUCGGCAUGUCAAAUAGUCUUGUCAAUCCAGUCAUAUACGGCGCCUUUCAUUUGUGGCCUAAAAAGAAACGACCUAGAAACAGUGACAGAGAAUCAGGGGGACCGCAAGCAUCCCUCUUACGUCGUGGAGAUCAUACUUCCUCUGUAAGGCUAACCACAAUCCGUUCUCUCAGGUCGUCAGCAAAAUCAUCGAACGGUCAAAAUAUGAGUUUAUUAUAGCCCAUAAGCACCGUUACGGUCAAUAAACGAAUCAUUGAAGAGACUUGUUAGUGUUAGCGAUCACUAGUCAUUUUUAUUUGUAGUAUUUAUAGUGAUUUUAUUCUGAUGUUGUUUCAUAUAAGCUAUUGUACACAUGUCUAUUUCGAUUUAUGUCAUUUACAAAUGUUAAUUUACUUAAAAGCUGUUGAUAGUAAUUCGAUGUAAUGUGAUAGAUUAUGUUAAUGUAGUUUUAUUGAUUAAGUAAUUAUAAUAAUAUAAGUAAAGUAUAAUA